CUUCUCACUUCUCAGACUUGCUAAAGAUCUUCUCUUUCUUACAUUCUCUCUCUUCUCUCUCUCUCUCUCUCUACCACCACCCCUUAAUUAUCAAAAUAUUUCGAUUAAACGGCAAAAAAUCACCAAAAUUUCCCUUCCCAUUUUCCCACUCUCACCAUUUCAACCUCCUAAUCUGCAAAAUUUCUUCCUCAACAAAUCACCUCUGCAUACUCAACCAGGGAAUGGUGAAUUACGAUAUUUUAAAACUUGAUUGGUAGCAUGUUUUGGCUUGAUGUUGGAUAAUUGCUUUUAAAAGUCAGAGUAGAAAGCUUCUUCGAUGGCUGCUACCAGUGAGAGGUGGAUCGACCGCCUUCAAUAUUCCUCAUUGUUCUGGCAUCCCCCACAAGACUAUCAACAAAAAAAGGAUCAAAUUGCUGCAUAUGUUGAAUACUUCAUUCAGUUCACAUCAGAACAAUUUGCUGAUGAUAUUGCUGAGUUAAUCCGUAACCGCUAUCCAGCCAAAGACAUUCUUCUCUUUGAUGAUGUUCUGGCAACAUUUGUCCUCCAUCAUCCAGAGCAUGGGCAUGCAGUUGUUCUUCCAAUUAUUUCAUGUAUUAUUGAUGGUACACUAGUCUAUGAUAAGACUAGUUCUCCAUUCGCUUCUUUCAUAUCUUUAGUCUGCCCGAAAAAUGAGAAUGACUACUCAGAACAAUGGGCUCUGGCAUGUGGUGAAAUUUUGCGUAUUUUAACUCAUUAUAAUCGCCCCAUAUACAAACAUGUUGAAGCAGAAAGAAGCAGCAGUGGCAGUCAUGCCACAACUAGUGGCCCUGCUGAUGGGAAAUCUGAACAUAAUUCUUUGACACAGCAAGAGAAGAAACCUACCAGGCCCUUGUCCCCAUGGAUUUCGGACAUAUUGUUAGCUGCACCUGUAGGCAUUAGAAGCGACUAUUUCCGGUGGUGCAGUGGUGUUAUGGGAAAAUAUGCUGCAGGAGAACUCAAGCCUCCGUCAACUGCUGCUUCACGUGGUUCUGGGAAACAUCCUCAACUCGUGCCUUCCACUCCAAGAUGGGCUGUUGCCAAUGGUGCUGGUGUGAUAUUAAGCGUUUGUGAUGAUGAAGUUUCUCGCUAUGAAACUGCUAUUUUAACAGCAGCUGCUGUCCCUGCACUUUUGCUUCCUCCUCCAACAACAGCUCUGGAUGAGCAUCUUGUUGCUGGAUUACCAGCUCUAGAGCCAUAUGCACGUUUAUUUCAUAGAUAUUAUGCAAUUGCUACUCCAAGUGCUACACAAAGACUUCUUCUUGGACUGCUAGAAGCACCCCCAUCAUGGGCUCCGGAUGCACUUGAUGCUGCUGUGCAGCUUGUGGAGCUUCUUCGGGCUGCUGAAGAAUAUGCUUCUGGCAUCAGGCUUCCUAGAAAUUGGAUGCAUUUGCAUUUCUUGCGUGCAAUAGGGACUGCAAUGUCCAUGAGAGCUGGUAUAGCUGCUGAUGCUGCAGCAGCAUUGCUUUUCCGUGUACUUUCACAGCCUGCAUUACUUUUUCCUCCACUUAGGCAAGUUGACGGUGUUGAAGUUCAGAAUGGACCUUGUUAUAUUUCUUCCUACAAAAAGCAGAUAGAAGUUCCUGCGGCUGAAGCCUCUAUUGAGGCUACUGCCCAAGGCAUUGCUUCGAUGCUUUGUGCCCAUGGUCCUGAGGUUGAAUGGAGAAUUUGUACUAUUUGGGAAGCUGCUUAUGGCCUUAUUCCUACAAGUUCCUCAGCUGUUGAUCUUCCAGAAAUUAUAGUUGCAACUCCUCUACAACCUCCGAUGCUAUCAUGGAAUUUGUACAUACCCCUACUUAAGGUCCUGGAGUAUCUUCCUCGUGGAAGCCCAUCAGAAGCAUGUCUUAUGAAAAUAUUUGCUGCUACAGUUGAAGCUAUUCUUCAGAGGACAUUUCCACCUGAUUCCACUAGAGAACAAAACAGAAGAUCAAAGUACCUCUAUGGCAUUGGUUCGGCUUCUAAAAACCUUGCUGUGGCAGAACUUCGUACUAUGGUUCAUUCACUUUUCUUAGAAUCAUGUGCAUCUGUAGAGCUUGCUUCACGCCUACUUUUUGUUGUCUUAACUGUCUGCGUGAGUCAUGAAGUCCAAUUCAGUGGAAGCAAGAAGCCAAGAGGUGAAGAUAAUUAUUCGGCUGAGGAAAUCAUUGAGGACUUGCAAGCAAUAUCUGAAAGCCAGAAAGAAAGAAAAAAUAGGAAAGUGAAGAAGCAAGGUCCUGUAGCAGCAUUUGAUUCUUAUGUGCUGGCUGCUGUUUGUGCUCUUGCCUGUGAGCUUCAGUUGUUUCCUAUGAUUUCUCGGGGGAACAAUCAUUUAGUUUCCAAUAAUGUGCAAGAUAUAGCCAAGCCUGUUAGUCUCAACGGGUCUUCCCAUGAAUUGCAGAAUGGCUUAGAUUCAGCAAUACGCCAUACUCACAGAAUAUUAGCAAUUUUAGAGGCACUAUUUUCAUUGAAGCCGUCUUCUGUUGGCACCCCGUGGAGUUACAGCUCAAAUGAGAUUGUCGCAGCAGCAAUGGUUGCUGCACAUGUUUCUGAACUAUUCAGACGGUCAAAAGCUUGCAUGCAUGCUCUGUCUAUUCUGAUUCGGUGCAAAUGGGACAAAGAAAUUCACUCCAGGGCAUCAUCAUUGUAUAAUCUCAUCGAUAUUCAUAGCAAAGCUAUUGCAUCUAUAAUAAACAAGGCAGAGCCAUUAGAAGCAGCCUUAAUUCAUGCACCUACUUUGAGGGACUCCCUUGUUAGUUUCGAUAGUAAAAGAAAGAAUCAGUGUGAAAACAGUAGCUGCUUUGACCCUAUGCCGACUUCUAUUGCACCAUUGGAAGAUUCAGCCCCCUCUAAACCUAACCAUAAGUCUGAUAAAGCUCCAUGUUCAAAUGAAGCAGCAUCAGGGUGUACCUUGGGUAAAGAUUUCUCCUUGGAUGCUUCUGAUCUAGCCAACUUCCUCACUAUGGACAGGCAUAUAGGGUUGAAUUGCAAUGCACAAAUUUUUCUGAGAUCCACACUGGCAGAAAAGCAAGAGUUAUGUUUCUCUGUAGUUUCACUACUAUGGCAUAAAUUGAUUGCAUCCCCUGAAACUCAACCAUGUGCAGAAAGUACUUCUGCCCAACAGGGCUGGAGGCAGGUUGUUGAUGCAUUAUGCAAUGUUGUAUCGGCCUCACCAUUGAAGGCAGCUACAGCAGUUGUUCUUCAGGCGGAUAAGGACAUGCAGCCCUGGAUUGCAAAGGAUGAUGAUCUAGGUACUCAGAAGAUGUGGAGAAUCAAUCAGCGGAUCGUAAAAUUGAUAGUGGAACUAAUGAGGAAUCAUGAUAGUUCAGAGUCAUUGGUAAUUUUGGCAAGUGCAUCAGAUUUACUACUACGAGCCACAGAUGGGAUGUUGGUUGAUGGAGAAGCUUGCACUUUACCACAGCUGGAGCUAUUGGAAGCAACAGCCAGAGCAGUUCACCCAGUUCUUCAGUUUGGAGGAUCAGGAUUGGCAUUAGCAGAUGGCCUUUCAAACCUUUUAAAGUGUCGCCUUCCAGCAACUGUUAGGUGCCUUUGUCAUCCAAGUGCACAUGUCCGCACUCUGAGCAUCUCAGUUCUUCGUGACAUUCUGCAUACCGGUUCAACCAGGUGUAGUCCUAAAUCACAGCGAAUGAAUGGCAUCCACCAUCCCUCUUAUCAAUACUUCAAUUUGGAUGUCAUUGACUGGCUAGCUGACAUAGAAAAAUGCUUGACAUGGGAAGCUCACACACGACUUUCCAAUGGGUUGUCUAUUAACUUUCUUGACACUGCAGCCAAAGAGUUAGGCUGUACUAUUGCCGUAUGAAAAAUAUAAAUGACACCACCAUGUAGAACCAUCUUAUUCUGUGACAAUUUUUUACUAGACUUACAGAUAGAGAUGUUAUUUAUGCUUAUGGGACUAACGGGUUUGCUAAUAAGCAACAUCGUCAUCUGUUAAGAAGCCAAACUCAUGAUUCCACUUUGUUUAUAGAAAGAUCAUUGUGUUAUGCAUGUGCUGUACCUAAUUCUUAGUGAAACUUCACCAUCAACUUGCCAGUGACUGUGCUCUCAGUGGAACACACUUGUACAGUUCGGAAGACAAGGCUGUGACCAGGUCCUUUUUUUAUCCUUGUCUCAUUCUGUGUAAUGCUGAUUUAGCUUGUCAUGAAAUUCAGCUCUAAUAGUAUCAGCUCUGGCGGGUUUUUCUUUUCAUCUUUGUAGUUUUGUAAGACUUUGUAGUUAUGUGCUAUUUGUUUUCCAUUUGUAUGUGUAAUUACUUACAAUUUGUGGAGCUGAAUCAGUCAAUUCAUGAGCUUUAUUUCCUUUC
Messenger RNA from Lotus japonicus, 4312 nucleotides. RefSeq names its product protein GIGANTEA. Gene Ontology annotation, biological process: regulation of long-day photoperiodism, flowering; regulation of circadian rhythm; response to stress. NCBI's taxonomy places the organism in Eukaryota, Viridiplantae, Streptophyta, Magnoliopsida, Fabales, Fabaceae. Gene Ontology annotation, cellular component: nucleus. The record is from RefSeq and is a predicted model, not a curated record. The coding region runs from base 317 to 3811 and encodes 1164 amino acids. The transcript has 15 exons.